Molecule: messenger RNA, 1314 nt
Organism: Triticum dicoccoides
Lineage: Eukaryota; Viridiplantae; Streptophyta; Magnoliopsida; Poales; Poaceae
Product: probable helicase MAGATAMA 3
Exons: 6
Coding region: 1-1314 (437 amino acids)
Molecular function (GO): helicase activity
Source: RefSeq, a predicted model, not a curated record
AUGAGCACAGGACAUUGGUUUGGUGCUCCGACCAAGAACGCGGUGGUGGAGGUCGCCUCCCGUGUCCUCCGUCUUCUCGAGGAUGAGUCCUACGGCGGCGGUGGAAAACCCUUCUCCCAGGGCAAUGUCGUGUUGUUGGGCAAAGAAGAUCGGAUGAAUGUGGAUGAAAACCUCGCAAAGAUCUUCUUGGAGCGGCACGUGUACCGUCUUGUGAAUGUGGCAGCGAGCUGGAGGCACUAUGUGUACCGCAUGCUAGAACUUCUUGCAAAGCCGUUGUCUAUGCACUCUUCGUAUCUUAAGGAUGUUCGAUCGGCGCGUAAGGGUGAUAUUUUGCGGCAGCAAGGCUCAAUCAAUAUUCGUCGUGUCCGUGAUUUCGAGCCAUUUGAGCUCCUCGUUGUCGACGAGGCGGCACAGCUCAAGGAGUGCGAGUCGCUGAUACCUCUACAACUUGGUAUCCGCCGUGCUGUUCUCAUCGGUGAUGAACGCCAGCUACCAGCGUUUGUGAAAAGCAAGCUCAGCGCCGAGGCUGGCUUUGGAAGAAGUCUGUUCGAGAGGCUUAGCUUGCUGGGACACCCUAAGCACCUCCUCGCUGUGCAGUACAGGAUGCACCCGGAAAUAAGCAAGUUCCCCACCUUUAGGUUUUACCAGAGCAAGGUGACAGAUGGCCCCAACGUCCUUCACAGAGACUACGAGAGGAAGCUCCUGGCUGGCCCAAUGUACGGCCCCUACUCCUUUAUCAACAUCCAAUGUUGGAUGGAAAGCUCGGAGAAGCACGACAUGAGCCAGAGCAACCCUGUUGAGGUCGCCGCAGUGACCCGCAUUGUGCAGAGAUUGUUCCAAGAAUCGUCAGCUGAGACAAGAAGCAAGCUCAGCGUGGGCGUGAUAUCGCCGUACAAGGCCCAAGUCCGCGCCAUCCAGGAGAGCCUUGCUUUGGAGCACGAGAACUACAGUGGUUUAUCCGUGAAGAUCGGGACCGUGGACGGGUUCCAAGGUGCCGAGGCGGAUGUCAUCAUCUUCUCCGCCGUGCGGGCCAACACCAAAGGAAAGCUCGGGUUCCUCCCCGAUGAAAGACGUACCAAUGUGGCGCUAACACGGGCCAAGCAUUGCUUCUGGAUUCUCGGGAACUCGGCUACGCUGUCAAAAAGAAAGACAAUCUGGCAGGAGAUAGUGGCCGAUGCAAAGGAAAGAGGAUGCUUCUAUGAUGGCAACGACGACAAAGACCUCUUGGCUGCGAUGAGCAUCGCGAUCAAGCAGGAUGAAAUCAACCGUCUUGGUAUAGGCGGCUUGCGAUCUUGGAAAUCCAAGCCCUACUAA